CGUCACUGUGGGCUUUUCGUUCAGUGCAUCUCCACAAUGAUGAUGAAUGCAUAUGCUGUAUGAGAGAAUGACCUGGCCAGAUGCAGGUGUGUGUGUGGUGUGUGUCUCACUGAAGAGGAGGAGAAUACCUUAACCGGUCACUUCAAUGUGAGCUUCAGUGUGCUCCUCCCUCGCUCUCUCUCUCUCUCUCUCUCUCUCUCUCUCUGUCUCUCCCUCUCUGUCUGUCCAUCCUCUCUGCCUCCCUGUCGGUGGCUGGCCAAGCUCCUCUCCUCUGUGUGCUGCUCUCCACCUGGCCUCCAUGAGUUUAACUGAGGACAAACCAUUCCUCCCUGGAAGAUGGGAAAUGCUUCAAACACAUCUGCUGUGUUUGCCUCCACCAUGUCCAAGGAGCAUGACAUCCUCAUGGGUUCCCUCUACAGUGUCUUUUGUAUACUGUCCCUCAUGGGAAACUGCAUUCUGCUACUUGUUGCAUAUCACAAGCGGUCGACCUUAAAGCCAGCUGAGUUCUUCAUCAUCAAUCUCUCCAUCAGUGACCUUGGGAUGACGCUCUCUUUAUUCCCAUUGGCAAUACCAUCAGCUUUUUCACACAGGUGGCUGUUUGGAGAAACCAUCUGUCAACUCUAUGCUACAUGUGGAGUACUGUUUGGUCUAUGCAGCUUGACCAACCUCACAGCCCUCUCCUUUGUGUGCUGCCUUAAAGUCUGCUUCCCCAACCAUGGUAACAAGUUCUCCUCGUCACAUGCCUGCCUCCUGGUGGUUGGAGUGUGGUGUUAUGCAUCUGUGUUUGCUGUAGGGCCCUUGGUACAGUGGGGACAUUACAGUUCUGAACCUUACGGCACAGCCUGCUGCAUUGACUGGCAUGCACCCAACCACGAGCUUUCAGCUAUGUCUUACAUUGUCUGCCUUUUCGUCUUUUGCUACGCACUGCCCUGCACUGUCAUCUUUCUCUCCUACACUUUCAUUCUGCUGACAGUGCGCGGGUCACGGCAGGCCGUCCAGCAGCAUGUGUCACCACAGACCAAGACCACCAAUGCACACGCUCUCAUUGUCAAGCUUUCAGUAGCAGUAUGUAUAGGUUUCCUGGGUGCCUGGAGCCCAUAUGCUGCCGUGGCCAUGUGGGCUGCUUUCGGAGAUGCCACGCGGGUUCCUCCUGAUGCAUUCGCCCUUGCUGCAGUGUUCGCCAAGUCUUCAACUAUCUACAACCCUAUGGUCUACCUGCUGUGUAAGCCCAACUUUCGCGAGUGUCUCUACAGAGACACAUCUAUGUUGCGACAGAUGAUCUACAGGGGUAGUCCCCAGUCAGAUCCAAAAGAACAUUUUGGAUCAACCUCACAGCGCUGCAAGGACGCGAGCAUCUCCACGAGAUUCUCAAACGGACAGCACGAGAGCUACGGGGGGUGUCUGCACUGCACUGAGAAUGCAGCAGCGUGUAACGUGACCACACCCCUAAGGACUGCCUGCAUCCUGACUGGAUCCUCUUACAGAGAGGUGACAGUUAGCCAGCUCUCAGCCACACCACAGGAUGGUUUACUCUAAACACAAAACCCUUCUCUCAUGAAGCAAACAAGACAGAACAGGUGCUCAAAAAGACUGGGCAUGGACAAAAAAACAACAACAAAGGACCUGCACAAGUUAUUAAUGUGCGUGUCAUCAUGACUUUAUAGCAUGACAGUCUUACAAGAACCUUUUGAUGGCAUUCUUCCUGAAAGUCAUAAAAUGGCCACUUCAUUGUGAAAAAAAAUUUAAAAACCACACUGUGCUUACUUCAUCGGAGAAGAUUUGCCACAGAAAUGUAUAUACUUGUGAAGUGUUGAUGCGUAUUUCUGUGUGAGCUUGUUUCCUGUUUCAUUUUAAUGUGCAGUAAUUUAAGUGGAUUCUGCAAGGAGCAGAAAAUGGGACAUGACAACCCCUGCUGGUAUCAACGUUAAUUAAGCAAAUGUAACAUUUUAAAGCAGCUUAUCAUAUUUAGUGUACAGCAGGAACAUACUUCUUAAUGUGAGGGCCAGUGCAAACAAGACACAUUGUCAGGAAAAAAAAUGUUUAAGUGGUGUAAAGCAGAUGAAGAAAAUGUUUAUGGUCCUUGUCACUAGUGAAAUUCAUAGAGACAUAAAAUCAAACUGACAACUGCUGUUUUCUGGAAGCCACUUCAAGCCCCUAGGGGUUGGGUAUUUCAUACUAAAAAGACAGAUUUAGGUGGAGUAUCACUUCAGUGAAGAGGCCCGUACUUUAUGAGACUCUACUGUGCCAUAAGGCCUGUGGUCAUUCUCUUACUGUAGAAUGACAGAUAAAACUGGCAAACCCUGUAUACCUUAAGACUGUUUUCUGGAGAAAAAAUCUAAUUUGGACAGUGACAAAAAAAUGAGACUAGAGGUCAAUUUCACCAUUUCAUGUUAAGGCAUUAAGUUUGACAGAAAUGUAUACUCUUAUUUAGUGAAAAUCACUCUAAAUCUCUUUCCUUUAGAGGAUUCCUUAACUUAUUUUGGUUGUAGGACCCCACUCCUCUACAGACUCCCUUAGUUCUAAUCUUGAUUUCACCUUGAUUACAUUAGAUUAAUACUAAAAGGGACCUGCUUUGUAAAGAAAACGCGAGUGAUAUGAGGACUUUUCCAAAUCGUCUGUUCAGGAAACAAGAGGAAUCAGGGGAAGUUUUUUGUGUCCAGGUGAAAAACAAUGGAAAGUAGGAUUUUAAAAGUAACUAAUAGGCAUUGAAAAUGUCUGAAGCUCCUUAGUUACAGAUAAUUUAAAAAAAGAAUUUCCUAAUUAUGUUUUUGAUUAGCAUACAUUGACAGUGCACACACAGAAGUCUCUAUAAUCUCUAAUGCAUAUUAGAUUAUAGACGCUUUUAUGUUUGCCUUCUACUCCUUAUUUUAUUACUGUAUGCUAGUUUAUGUGCAUUUAAAGUAAAAAAAUAAGCUAUAAAAUAAAUAAUCUUUGGAGUUUAAUCAGUUAUUAAACAACCAUAUCUGAUCGUGCAGACGUGUAUCAUAAGACUGACAAUUCAUUCCCCCUAAAAAACAGAAAACAAACAGCACUUAGCUAUAUUUAAUUCUGUUUUCCCUUUUUAAUGUGACACUGUGCUCUGUGGCUUCAUGUAUGCAUAUAAAUAAAAACUGUAUGUGUUGAUCAUUUUGAAAACCAAUUCUUGUACAGCCUUAUUUACUAAAGAAAUAAAAACACUGAAUAAUCA
Molecule: messenger RNA, 3187 nt
Organism: Micropterus salmoides (largemouth bass)
Lineage: Eukaryota; Metazoa; Chordata; Actinopteri; Centrarchiformes; Centrarchidae
Gene: opn7d
Product: opsin 7, group member d
Exons: 6
Coding region: 337-1536 (399 amino acids)
Biological process (GO): visual perception; G protein-coupled receptor signaling pathway
Cellular component (GO): membrane
Molecular function (GO): G protein-coupled receptor activity
Source: RefSeq, a predicted model, not a curated record